GAAUGGGGGAAGAGGACCGUUGACCUCUUCUUUGGGAUUUCCUCCUCCAAUUUUUGGAUCCAAAAUUCUGCAAGUACUCAAGCAUCAUGAGAACAAGGAGAGUAUUUGGGAUUUCUCUUUCCCUGAUCAUCAUCAACAUGGCAGCUAUAAUGGAGCGUGCUGACGAAAAUCUCCUACCAGCUGUAUACAAAGAAGUCAGUGAAACAUUUAAGGCUGGUCCAUCUGAUCUUGGUUAUCUCACAUUCAUAAGGAAUUUCGUCCAGGGGAUUGCAUCGCCAGUGGCAGGUAUUUUAGUUAUAAACUAUGACCGUCCCACUGUUCUUGCAAUCGGUAUCCUGUUCUGGUCCCUAUCAACUGGUGCAGUCAGCGCUAGUAACUAUUUUAUGCAGGUUGGAUUUUGGAGGGCCGUAAAUGGAUUUGGACUCGCUAUUGUGAUACCUGCACUCCAGUCAUUUAUAGCAGAUAGCUAUAUGGAUGAGUCUAGAGGAACUGGAUUUGGAUUUCUUAGUCUUGUUGGAACUGUCGGUGGGAUAGGAGGUGGAGCUAUUGCUACUGUUAUGGCUGGUUAUAAAUUCUGGGGCAUUCCUGGAUGGCGCUUUGCAUUCGUCAUGAUGGCAACUUUCAGUAUUUUUAUUGCAUUUCUUGUCUUUACAUUUGUUGUUGAUCCAAGAAAAAGAGCCAACAUAGAGCAUGAUAAUACGAAAAACAGUAAUGACAGGGAGGGAUUGAUAGAGAAGGGAAAUACCAAUUCAAUGUCGAUUUGGAUGGAGUCAUGGACAGCAAUGAAAGCUGUCAUGAAAGUGAAAACGUUUCAGUUCAUUGUUUUGCAAGGUUUGGUUGGGUCCUUACCGUGGACAGCCAUGGUUUUUUUUACGUUGUGGUUUGAAUUAAUUGGUUUUGAUCACAACAGUGCAGCAGCACUAGUCAGUCUAUUUGCUGCAGGAUGUGCGAUAGGAUCCUUUUUUGGUGGCGUAGUUGCAGAUAGAAUAUCUCACACGUACCCUCAUUCAGGGCGUAUCAUGUGUGCGCAAUUUAGUGCUUUUAUGGGCAUCCCAUUCUCAUGGUUCCUUCUUCGAAUUGUCCCCCAGUCUGUGAGUAGCUACUACACAUUUGCUGUGACAUUAUUCCUGAUGGGGCUAACAAUCAGCUGGAAUUCUACUGCUUCAAAUGGCCCCAUGUUUGCAGAAGUUGUGCCUUCAAAACACAGGACCAUGAUUUAUGCAUUUGAUCGCGCCUUUGAGGUCUCAUUUUCAUCCUUUGCAGCGCCAGUUGUAGGAAUUCUCGCGGAGAAACUAUAUGGUUAUGAUACCAAGUCUGUUGAUCCAGUGUUAGGAUCUGCAAAAGAGGCCUUAGCAUUGUCAAAAGGCCUCUUUUCAAUGAUGGCCCUGCCUUUCGGCUUGUGUAGUUUAUUUUAUACACCCUUGUAUUGGACAUUCAAGCAGGACCGAGAGAAUGCAAGAAUAGCCAGCAUAAAAGAAACAGAGAUGAUAUGAC
This is a messenger RNA of Solanum verrucosum, 1494 nucleotides long. RefSeq lists its product as uncharacterized. Gene Ontology annotation, cellular component: membrane. NCBI's taxonomy places the organism in Eukaryota, Viridiplantae, Streptophyta, Magnoliopsida, Solanales, Solanaceae. The transcript has 4 exons. The record is from RefSeq and is a predicted model, not a curated record. Gene Ontology annotation, molecular function: transmembrane transporter activity. Gene Ontology annotation, biological process: transmembrane transport. Bases 87 to 1493 code for a protein of 468 amino acids.